Messenger RNA from Paramecium sonneborni, 1253 nucleotides. The record is from the annotation of a GenBank genome assembly. NCBI's taxonomy places the organism in Eukaryota, Ciliophora, Oligohymenophorea, Peniculida, Parameciidae.
CAAAAAAUGUUUGCUCGUCGUAAUGGUUCCAGAUUAAAAUUGAAUGAGACAUAGAAAAACUUUGUAAUUAAGGUAAGUAUUUUCAUUAAUAAAUUUAAAGAGAGCUUGCUCUACUAAUAAAUCCUCACUUUCUAGUCUAAAUACCAGUAAUUCUUCCAAAUUUUUUGUAAAAGAAUUUUACUUAUUUGCAUAGUAAUUUGAAGAUAAGACUCAUCCAGAAGAUGGAAAACUCUUAGAUUUGUUAUCAGAAAACGAAAACUUAUAAAAGUCUUAAAUUUAUCAUCUUUAAAUGAGUUCUUUCCAAAUUCAUAAUGAUGAAUCUGUCUAAUAAAGAUGUAAAUCUUUAAUUCCUUAAAAUAUUUUAGAUGCCUUAUCUGAUGAUGUAAACAACCCAUAAUUUAGAAGAAACAUUACAUAUAAUUGGCAUUAUCAUAAUGAUCAUUAACAAUAUCUUUGUUAAGACACAGUUUCUUUUAGUUUCUCAAUAAAAAAGCAUGGAAUAAAAGAAAUGUUAAGAGCAAAGAUGGUUGAUUGGAUGAUAGAAGUAUAUGGAAAUUAUCCUACUACCACAACAUCAUAGACCUACUUUCGAGCUGUUGGUCUUUUAGAUGCAUUUCUAAAAAAAACAUCCUAAUAUUACUAUGAUGGAGAUGUUCAUCUUAUGGGAAUUAGCUGCAUGUUUAUUGCAUCUAAACUUGAAGAUAUUUAUCAUAUCCCAUUAACAGAGAUUGUAACUAGAGUUGGACAUAAUAAAUUCAAUAUCUCCAAGGUGAAAUCUAUGGAAUAAACUAUCUUAGAAACAUUAUAAUUUAAUGUUUAUUUUCCAACUCCAUUAGAUUAUUUAUAAAAUCUAUUUUAUAAAUGCUUUAGUCUAAAUGAUAAGUAAAUAUUUAAGUUAUUUCUUUUAGUUAGACAUUACAAAAUAUCUAUGAAACGUGUAUAUAUAUUCUGAAAAUGUGUAUGCAUGAGCUGCACAUGCUCAAUUUUACACCUAAUCUGUUAUCAGCUGCUAUUUUAGGAUAUGCAGUUAGAGAAUAUAUUGAUACUAAAUAAGAGAACAAAAAAGCUGAUAACUUAAAACUUAAUAAAUAAUCAGUAAAUAUAUUAUCUAAUAAUUAUAGCAAGAUUCGAUUGUCAAAAUAGCUAAAGUAGACUUCAAUACAUAUAAUGAAUGUUAAAAGCAAAUUGGUGAGUUAAUUAAUACAUUUAAAAGCAAAUACCCAGAUCUUAUUAAUUUAGAAAAAUUUUCUUGA